Tupaia belangeri chinensis (Chinese tree shrew) is the source of this 2416-nucleotide messenger RNA. It is a transcript of the gene SLC26A8, whose product is annotated as solute carrier family 26 member 8. Gene Ontology annotation, biological process: transmembrane transport. Gene Ontology annotation, cellular component: membrane. NCBI's taxonomy places the organism in Eukaryota, Metazoa, Chordata, Mammalia, Scandentia, Tupaiidae. The annotation marks the transcript as partial. The transcript has 17 exons. The record is from RefSeq and is a predicted model, not a curated record.
GCCGAGAGCCGGGCUGCAGGUGGGAGCCGAGAGGCGCGGCGAGUCCCAGGUCCCAGUCCCCGCCGGAGCGCUUCCCGAGGCCGGGCGCGUAGCCGGCGCCCUGUCAAUAUCUGGGGGAUGAAUGAGUGACGGUCGUCCCUGGGAGCUGAUCUCUCAGGAAUAAUGCAACUAGAGAGGAGCAACCAGACGUUCAGCUCUAGCUACAGGCCAAGCUCCUUCACGUACAACAUUAAGCGAGACGUGUACAAUGAGGAGACCUUCCAGCAGGAGCACAGGAGAAAGGUCUCUACGUCUGGGAACGUGGACAUCGACAUCACCACCUUCAGACACCACGUCCAGUGCCACUGCUCAUGGCACAGGUUCCUAAAAUGCAUGCUCACCGUCUUUCCCUUCCUACAAUGGAUAUGUUUGUAUCGAUUCAAGGACUGGCUUCUUGGAGACUUACUUGCUGGUCUAAGUGUAGGCCUUCUGCAAGUUCCUCAAGGCCUGACAUUUAGUUUGCUGGCAAGGCAACUGAUUCCUCCUCUCAAUGUCGCUUAUGCAGCUUUCUGCUCGUCAGUCAUUUACGUCAUAUUUGGAUCAUGUCAUCAAAUGUCAAUUGGCUCCUUCUUCCUCGUGAGUGCCCUGAUGAUCAACGUCCUAAAGGUGAGCCCAUUCAACAGUGGCCACCUGAUCAUGGGCUCGUUCAUCAAGGAUGACUUUUCCGCUCCCUACUUCUAUAAGGCGUAUAACAGGUCUUUGAGCGUGGUGGCAACCACAACUUUCCUGACCGGGAUUAUCCAGCUAUCAAUGGGCGUCUUAGGUUUCGGCUUCGUGGCCACUUACCUGCCCGAGGCUACAGUCAGUGCUUACCUGGCCGGCGCGGCUCUGCACAUCCUGCUGUCCCAGCUGACUUGCAUCUUUGGGAUUAUGAUUAGUUUCCACGCCGGUCCCAUCUCCUUCUUCUACAACAUAAUUAACUACUGUGUAAAUCUCCCCCAAGCUAAUUCCACCAGCAUCCUACUAUUUCUCACUACUGCUGUUGCUCUGAGAGUCAACAAAUGUAUCAAAAUUUCUCUCAAUCGCUACCCCAUCGAGUUCCCUAUGGAAUUAGUUCUGAUCCUUGGCUUCUCUGCACUUGCAAACAAGUUCAGCAUGGCCACAGAAAACAGUGAGACGCUCAUUGAGAUGAUUCCGUACAGCUUUCUGUUCCCCACAACACCAGAUUUCAGCAUUCUGCCUGAGGUUGUCUUUCAAGCCAUCUCCUUGUCUUUGGUGAGCUCCUUUCUGCUCAUAUUUCUGGGCAAGAAGAUCGCCGCUCUCCAUAACUACAAUGUCAAUUCCAACCAGGACUUAAUAGCCAUCGGCCUUUGCAACGUCGUCAGUUCAUUUUUCAGAGCUUGUGUGUUUACUGGUGCUGUUGCCCGGACGAUCAUCCAGGACAAAUCUGGAGGAAGACAACAGUUUGCAUCUCUGGUAGGCGCAGGGCUGAUGCUGCUCCUGAUGGUGAAGGUGCGCCACUUUUUCUACGGACUGCCAAACGCCGUGCUGGCUGGGAUUAUUCUGAGCAACGUCCUGCCCUACCUGGAGACCAUUUACAACCUACCCAGUCUGUGGAGGCAGGACCAGUAUGACUGGUGUCUUUGGAUGGUGACGUUCUCCUCUGUGAUCUUCCUGGGACUGGAUGUCGGACUACUUGUUUCGUUAGUGUUUACGUUCUUGGUCAUCACUGUCCGUUCACACAGAACUAAGAUUCUCCUCCUGGGUCAGAUUCCCAACACCAACAUUUAUAGAAGCCUCAAUGACUAUCGGGAGAUUAUGGACAUUCCUGGGGUGAAAAUCUUUCAGUGCUGUAACUCUAUUACCUUUGUAAAUGUUUACCACCUGAAACACAAGCUGCUAAAAGAGCUGAAUCUGGUCAGGGUGCCUCUUAAAGAAGAAGAGAUUUUCAGACUAUUUCAUAGCCAAAGCGAUAGCAGCUACGAAGAUGAAAGUAUGUGGAGGUGCUACUGCAACUGUGAUGAGAUGGAGCCGCCACCCAGGGUCACUUACACAGAGCGAUUCGAAAAUAAAGUGGAUCCCGAUGCAUCCUCCAUUAACCUGGUCCGCUGCUCACAUUUCGAGAACAGGGACACAAGCCAAAGUUCCUCUGAGGACCAAAUUCCAUACGUUGCAUCGUCCACGUCUCAGAGAAAUCAAGAACAAAGCUACGAGGACGUGGAGAAGACUUUGUCCAAACCCUCAGGAAACAACUCGCUGCUGUCGCCCAACAGCAACGAAAGCCAGGAGAGGAGCAGAUCGUACAACCCGUACUCGGAUGGGUCUUUCCUGCCCAGCACCCACACCAUCAUUCUGGAUUUCUCCAUGGUGCAUUACGUGGACUCGCGGGCGACCGUCGUACUCAGACAGGUGAGUACUGGGGAGGCUUUAGAAAAAG